ACUUAAUUAUAUAAGUGACCUAAUCAAGUUAAGCUUUAAAAAUGGCAAGGAAAAAUGAUAAUAUCAAAACCAUCAAUGUUGCCGUUGUUGGUCUUUCUGGCACUGAGAAAGAUAAAGGGCAAGUUGGUGUUGGCAAAUCAUGUCUAUGUAAUCGUUUCAUGCGUUCUUUGAACGAUGAUUAUAGUGUGGACCAUAUAUCAGUGUUAUCACAGUCAGAUUUUAGUGGUCGGGUGGUAAAUAAUGAUCAUUUCCUAUAUUGGGGUGAAGUUACAAAAACAGCAGAGGAUGGAUCAGAAUAUCAGUUUCAAGUAAUAGAACAUACAGAAUUUAUAGAUGAUGCAUCUUUUCAGCCUUUUAAGGGUGGUAAAAUGGAACCUUAUGCAAAAAGAUGUGCAGCUACAAAAAUUACUAGUGCAGAAAAGCUUAUGUAUAUUUGCAAAAAUCAAUUAGGCAUAGAAAAAGAAUAUGAACAAAAAGUUUUACCAGAUGGUAAAUUAAAUAUUGAUGGUUUCUUAUGUGUAUUUGAUGUAAGUGUUGUACCAAAUAGAUCUGUAGAAAAACAGGUUGAAAUAGUAGCAAAUAUAUUGAAUGGUUUAAUGAAAACUAAAAAACCAAUAGUUUUGGUAACAACUAAAAAUGAUGAUGCUAAUGAACAAUAUGUAAAAGAAGCUGAAAAAUUAGUGAUGCGUAAAGAAUACAAAAGUUCCAUUUUAAUAGUUGAAACAUCUGCACAUGAAAAUAUUAAUAUUGAUUUGGCAUUUAUGAUUUUGGCUCAGUUAAUUGAUAAAACCAAAAUGCGAAGUAAGGUAACGCCAUUUGCGGAAGCGGCCAGAGCCAGAAAAGAAUUAUUAGAUGCAUCAACUGAAUCUUUACAAAGAUUGAUUCGAAUACAUGUUACUGAUUAUAGAGCAUUAUGGUCCCAGGCAUCCAAAAAAUUAGCUCAACACAAAGAAUUCUCAACAUUUGUGGAACUGUUUGGUAUUGAUGCAACCCAAAGAUUAUUUAGGAGACAUAUUAAAAAAUUGAAAGAUGAGCAAGUGGCAAAGAAGAUUCAGGGAUAUUUAGAUAUGUUACCUGACAUUCUUCAUGAAAUAUGUCCUGAUGUAACAAACUUGAUUAAUGAAGAAUGGUCUGCUGUGCAACAAUAUAUAAAGGAACAUCCCGAUUUUCAUCAGUUUUUCUAUGAAUGUCCAGAGGAUAUCCCAUGGAUUGAUUGUGAUUUUGGUGAGAAUAAUGGAACGAAGAUUCCUUAUGAUGUUCUAGAAACACCAGAAGCUGAAACUGUUUUCAAAAAUCACAUAAAUGUAUUACAACAAGAACAACGGCGAUUAGAACUUCCUAAAAGAUGGAAAAAGCAGUUUAAACAGUUAUUGGAAGAGACUGGGUAUGUUACACCUGGAAAACAUUUAUCUGAAGUUAGAGUGCUUUUUAUGGGUAGAGAAUGCUUUGAAGCUCUUUCUCAUCAUGAUUGUCAAGAAAUAUAUGAUCAACAUCAAAAGGAAAUUAUUGAAAAAGCAAAACAUAAUUUCCAAGAACUGUUAUUAGAACAUGCUGAUUUGUUCUAUCACUUUAAAAGUAUAGCGCCAUCUGGUACUAUAACACAAGAUGAUAUUAAAGAAAUAACAGAUGCAUUGGUGGAUGAUUUUAGGUAUAAAGCUUUAGAUAGGUUAGAUCAAGAUAGAAAAUUAAUGCUUUUCCAACAUUUGGGUUUUGUACAUUGUCCUAUAAGGGAACAUUGUCCAGCUUAUCCAAAUUGUAUGGAUGCACUUAUAGAACGAAUACUUGGAACAAAAGCUCACAGACCUUCUUCAUGGAAUCACAGUAGUCAAUGGCAAUUAACAUCUGAUAACAAUCAAUUAAAUUUAGUUAUACUUGGAAGCAAUGGUCUUGGUGAAGAAUUUGCACGUGAAAUAAGAGCACAAACAGAAGAUGAUGAAGUAGAAAUUGAUUGCCAGUUAUAUACACUUGGAUAUCGAAUAAUCGAUGGUGACGUUGGACUACCGCAUAAUUCAUUUACUACUUCUGACUUUAUGCCUCAUGGAUCAUUCUGUAUUUACGCAAACGAAGAUUCGUUUGAAUAUAUUCGAUCUUCUUUAGAGAAGACUUUAUUAUCAAAUCUAGAACAAGAAGAUAGGUUACCAUUUCAAGGAUUGCCUAUUGUUAUUAUGUUUGUGCCAGAAUCAGCUAUAGACGAAAUGGAGGCAAUGCGACUUAGGAAAGAGGGUCAGAAUCUUGCUGAUAGUUUACAGUGUCCAUUCAUUGAUGUCUGUAUAGAGGAUUUAGAGCAAGAUAAAAGGUUUCCUACUCCACUUGUGAAAGAUGCAUUACAGCAACUUAUACAAUCUAUAAAUCACAGAGCUGGUUUUCUAAAUAUUUACCAAAGUGUUAUUGAAUGUUUGGAACCAGACAUCAGGAUAAUAAUGUGUAUGUUCUGUGGGGAUCCAUAUUCAGUGGAAAAUGUACUUGGUCCUUUACUCAAUCAUCAGUGUUGUUUUCUUAGUGGCGAUCGUUCGAUUGUUUUAGAAACAUUUCUAGGAGAAUCAAAACGGAGGGUUGAAGUUAUUAUUUCAAGUUUUCAUGGGGCAAAUGCAUUUAGAGAUGAGUUGGUACAUGGUUUCAUAUUGGUUUAUUCGACAAAAAGGAAAGCAUCACUCGCAACUCUUAACGCAUUUUCUAUGAAUAUACCAAACUUACCAAUACAAAUCAUGGCUGUGACUGACACUGGAGGUGCUAAUGCUUUCUUCAGUAAUGACUUAAGUCAUUUACUUAUUACGGAAGGAAAUGCAAUUGCGGAUAAAUUACAAGCACAUUUUAUGACCUCAGCAUCUAGCUGCCAACAGAAAACGGCAUUCUAUACGCCAUUUUUCAAAGAGGUAUGGGAGAAAAAACCCGAAAUCGAGCAAGCAUUUAAUAUGGAAGAACCAGGUAAUUUGAAUGAUAGUGGUGAAGGAACUUUAGAAUAUUCUGCAUUACAUCCUAUGCCACCACCACGACAUGAAAGUUAUCAUCUUCAAACACCAGAUGAUGGUAUGUCUGUAACUUUCAGAAGCGGUUCUGAAUCAUAUGAGCAAUUAACUCCAGAUGGUGAUCUUGGAGAUACCGUAUUAAAUGAACAGUUUGCAGACAAUAGAGCUACACCAAGUGAUGACAGUGAUAUUUAUAGUCAAGUAGAUUUUUAUAGAGAAGAAAGAGAAAGAGAUUUGCUAAAACCAGGAGAUAUUACAAAUAAAUUAUCCGGUUGGAUGAAGGAUACAUUUAUGCAUCAAGAUGGAGUAACUAAUAGUUACCCUCAUAGAGCUUUUACAACAGGUAGAUGCCAUAUUUCCCAGGCAAAACCACGACCAAAAGGAAAUAGCCAAACUUUAAAGCAGCCUGGUAAAAUAAAUUUAAAAGAUUUUUCAAACGUAACAGAUGCUAUAGCUAGAAUGACAGUAGGUGAAAAGGACGAACAUGGUCCUAAAAUGGCUAUGGGUCAUGCUCCUCUCGCUACACCUGAAUUAGUAGAUCUAGGUUCCGAAUAUGCACAAGUUAAAGACGUUGUACCGAAUCUAUAUCCUUCUUAUGAUGGUGAUUAUAUGUAUGCUUCAGUACAAGAUUCUAUCGGAAAUAAUAAACCUAAGUUACGCCAUAGACGUGAAAAAGGACAACCCUCAUAUAGUGAUUCUGAUUCUGAAUGGAGUUCUUUGGAAAGACAAAGGGGGGUUGCUGAUGUUUUGGGUAAAAUAAACAAAAAACCACAAUCUCAUAAGAGGAUACGAAAAAAACGUACGGCUAUACCUGUAGCUGCACCUAAAGUUCCAUCUUUGGCUAGUAUGGGAAGUGGAGAUGGUAUUGGUGGGUUGAAUUAUAAUGCCAAAGAGGAUAAAAAUUGGCGAAUAAAUCUUACAGAAAGAGUGUCCAGUGAAACUCCAGAUUCCUCCGAAUCUAGUGACCCAGAACAUACUUCCAGAUCAAGAGCAAAACAAUAUAAGCAUGCUGCUGCUAGUCUACGAAAAAGAUUUGGAAAUUCAUUACCACAGCAACAUCUACCAGCAUCAUUGCAACAUCCUUAUAAUGUGAAACAUAUGACUCAAGAGAUGUUUAGUGCUUCCUUGAAACAAAGGGGUGACAUUACCUUUGGCAACAUUCCAGAUGAUGAAUCCAGUCUAGAUGUUUCAUCUCCACGAGAAAUUAAUUCUCCUAGUGUCAAGGAUGGUGAUAAGUUAAACAGAAAAAAGGAUAAGCAAAAAGCAAAAGAAGACGAAAAGUUAGAGAAGCGUCGACAAAAAGAAGAAAAGCUUAAAAAACACGCAGAGAAAGAAAAGGAAAGAGAAAAAAAGAAGCAAGAAAAAAUAAAACAAACUAAAGGUCCUAGUUCAACAUUAAGUAUGAGUCAAGUCCAACAACCAUUAAUUGAAGAUUUUGCACAGAGUGAAACAAAUCGAAUACCUCUCUUUCUUGAAAAAUGCGUGCGAUUUAUUGAAGAUGAAGGACUAGAUUCUGAAGGUAUAUAUAGGGUUCCUGGAAAUAGAGCACACGUUGAACUUCUCUUUCAAAAAUUUGAAGAGGACGGAAACGUGGACAUACAUUCGUUGGAUAUACCUGUAAAUGCUGUUGCUACUGCUUUGAAAGAUUUCUUUUCAAAGAGGCUACCGCCAUUAAUUGAUAAAGAACGAAUGAGUGAAUUUGAAGAUAUUUCAGGUGCUCGCGGUAUUAGCAAACCGAUGUCCGCGACAUGUAUGAAUAUGGAAGAUCGAAGCUGUAGAUUAUUGGCACUACGUUUAAUGCUCAAGAAGUUGAAUCCAGUUAAUUUCGAUGUACUUAAAUUUAUUUUUCAUCAUUUUGUAAAAGUGGCUGAAAACUGUAAACUAAAUAGUAUGGACAGUAAAAAUUUGGCAAUUUGCUGGUGGCCUACUUUAUUACCUAUAGAAUUUAACGAUCUUGGCAGAUUUGAAGCAGUGAGACCAUACUUAGAAGAUGUUGUUCAAACGAUGAUAGAUCAAUAUCCUUUCCUGUUUUGUGGCGAAGAAGCUAUCGUAAUGGUGUAGUGACAGACUACAUUAUUUCGCAUCGUACAAUUAGAACUUGUACGAGUAAUAGGAAAUAAUUAUACGUCGAUAUGAUGCGUAUUAUUUCCGUAAUAUUUAGUCCUUACGAUCAUGAGUAACGAUUGGUCUCACUAUGUUUAUAUAUCAUGAUUUCAUCGUAGUGUAUUCGAGCUACGACUAGAAUAAUUCUCGUGACGCGAAAGAGACCGAACAAAUUAAUUUAAGUUUACGUACUCGUUCCAUUGCGAAGUAUGACUGACGGAGUGAUAGAUUAAUGGUCCUAAUGAUGGCUGUUUGCAGGCUCGAUAAUAAUGCGAAUAAUAAAAAGUCAAUCCAUGUGUCAUAACAGUAUGCAUGUAUCAUGUUGGAUGUAUUCAGAGCGAUGUAUUUAUUAACAUGUAUUUAGAUGUAAGUUUCGAUAUUUGAUAUUAUCGACUACUCGUAGUAAGCUCGAUGUUGCUUUUUUAUCCGAUUUUUCGUUUUUUCCCUUUUCUGUUUUUACAUUUUUCUAUAGAUAAGAAAUCUGUUUAUUGUAUGCAACGUGCAUGUGUAUGUAUGAGUGAGAGAGAGAAGGAAAGAUAAACAGCGAGAGAAAGGGAAAUG
This is a messenger RNA of Eufriesea mexicana, 5630 nucleotides long. It is a transcript of the gene RhoGAPp190, whose product is annotated as Rho GTPase-activating protein 190. The record is from RefSeq and is a predicted model, not a curated record. Bases 42 to 5027 code for a protein of 1661 amino acids. Gene Ontology annotation, molecular function: GTP binding; GTPase activity; GTPase activator activity. Gene Ontology annotation, biological process: regulation of cell size; Rho protein signal transduction; regulation of axonogenesis. The transcript has 23 exons. Lineage: Eukaryota; Metazoa; Arthropoda; Insecta; Hymenoptera; Apidae. Gene Ontology annotation, cellular component: cytosol.